UUGAAAUUCAACAAGUGACUCCGAGCUGCGUUGGCAACCUUUCAUCGUUGCCAUUGCAACAUUCGACAAUACGAGUGUUAUUCGGGCCGACUCUUCCGGAUAGAUCGAUAUAUAUUUUAAUCUCAAGCUUGUCCACUUAUGUCCGCUGCCGUGAAAGCCGCAAUCGAGGGAGGUUAAGUCGCCUGCUUAGUGCCAACCUUCGAGCUUUUUUUCUGGAGCGUCGCGGCGUCCUAACACCCUGAGACUAUGGAGGUUGCUGCCAGGCUAAAAACGCUAAACGGCCCGACUGCUCGUAGGUCUGAAGUGAAGCUACCCGAAGACGGACCGCUGCGUCUCCAGCCGUCGCAUGCGCCUUGCAAGCAGCCGCAACGUGUUCUGUCCGAGUCCAACGGGCCUCAGCGCUUCACGCAGCCAUCAAAACACAAGUCGGCGCCCAACCUCCUCAAGGCCGCAAAGUCCGCGCAACCCGUCGAUCAGAACGUCAGACCGGCGGCUACGAAUGUGCACGCGCAAUCCAAAGCCGUUGUCCGGCGAAGCCAACCCAGGAUGAACGAGCCAACGGUGAACCUGGGAAUGGCGAAACCUCCCGCGGGGGCUGCUACACCGGCGGCCGCCGUACCUGCGAAACCUGCAGCAGGAGCUGUGAAAACCGAGAUGCCGCCGCAAACGGGGAAACCGGCCAAGACUGAUUCUUCAGACUCAACGUCGUCAAAGAGCAAGAAGCGGUGGAGCCUGGAGAGCUUCGAAAUCGGCCGCCCGCUCGGAAAGGGCAAGUUCGGCAACGUCUACCUGGCCCGAGAGCGGGAGACCAAAUUCAUCCUGGCCUUGAAGGUGCUUUUCAAAAAGCAGCUGGAGAAGGCGGGCGUGGAGCACCAGCUGAGGAGAGAAGUGGAGAUCCAGUCUCACCUCAGGCACCCCAACAUCUUGCGGCUUUACGGUUAUUUCCACGACGAGUCGCGCGUGUACCUCAUUCUCGAGUACGCGCCCAAGGGCGAGCUCUUCGGUGAGCUGCAACGCUGCAAAUAUUUCAACGAGCAGCGCAGCGCUACUUACAUCAUGGAGCUGGCGGACGCCCUCCAAUACUGCCACGCCAAGAUGGUGAUCCACAGGGACAUUAAGCCCGAGAACCUCCUGUUGGGCGCCAACGGCGAGCUGAAGAUCGCCGACUUCGGUUGGUCCGUUCACACGCCCUCGUCCAGGAGGUCAACUUUAUGCGGGACUCUGGACUAUCUGCCCCCCGAAAUGAUCGAAGGGAAGACCCACGACGAAAAGGUGGACCUGUGGAGUCUCGGCGUGCUUUGCUACGAGUUCCUGCUCGGGAAACCCCCGUUUGAAACCAAAUCCCACGAGGACACGUACCGCAGGAUAUCCAGGGUGGAAUACUCGUACCCCUCGCAGUCGAACGUCAGCCCGCUGGCCAAAGACUUGAUCUCCCUCCUGCUGAAACACAACCCCAUGCACAGACUCCCCAUUCGAGGGGUGCUCACUCACCCCUGGGUGGUCCAAAACUCCACCAAGAAGCCCACCGCCCAAGCUGCCACUAACUGAUGCAAAUCAUUUCACUUUUUUUUUGGUGUGUGUACAGGGAACUUGAGCCACUCUUAUCUUUUCCUCCGGUUCGACUACCUGUAAAUAUUUCUCUGCUCUACAUAUCUAUUGGCUUUUACUGUGAUGUCAUGACGUGAAAUAAAAUAAAAUGACGCGCCUGCACUUUC
Syngnathoides biaculeatus (alligator pipefish) is the source of this 1715-nucleotide messenger RNA. RefSeq names its product aurora kinase A (gene aurka). Gene Ontology annotation, molecular function: ATP binding; protein kinase activity. Lineage: Eukaryota; Metazoa; Chordata; Actinopteri; Syngnathiformes; Syngnathidae. The transcript is spliced from 9 exons. Gene Ontology annotation, biological process: regulation of cytokinesis; mitotic spindle organization; protein phosphorylation. Bases 247 to 1548 code for a protein of 433 amino acids. The record is from RefSeq and is a predicted model, not a curated record. Gene Ontology annotation, cellular component: spindle pole centrosome; chromosome passenger complex; spindle midzone.